Messenger RNA from Perca fluviatilis (European perch), 3697 nucleotides. Its product is annotated as G-protein-signaling modulator 2-like. The coding region runs from base 437 to 2485 and encodes 682 amino acids. The record is from RefSeq and is a predicted model, not a curated record. Gene Ontology annotation, molecular function: GTPase regulator activity; protein binding. The transcript has 15 exons. Lineage: Eukaryota; Metazoa; Chordata; Actinopteri; Perciformes; Percidae.
GAGAAAUACGACAGUCAGCUAAACUUAGCAACCUAGCUGACCAUUCUCUCUUGGUUCAUUUCUCCUUGGUAACAACCUGGUGUUAAUCUGUGUUGUCUUAAACAAAAGGUCUAUCGCCCCGGCUCCUGACCGUUAAGGUUGAUGUGAAUGCUGAGCGGAUUAAGUCCUUUUGUUUUGCUGUUACUACGGGUUAGCAGAGCACUCUGAGGGACAGCAGCAGAUCCUUUUGGAGCCGCGUUUUCUUUUUAUGAAAUUGGGACACUGUGGCUGUCUACGUUAUGUGUAUGCACGUGAAGGAAGAGAAGAUAAAGGGUGUUGCACUGAAAGAGCUGUGUUUGCUCCAGAGAGUGAUCGGGAAACGUGAAAUGUCCGUCGUGUCAAACUGUCUUAAGUGCAUUAGGAUGGGUAGAGGCAACAGAUCCCACUUCCCUGCAGGAUGGAGUCAUCAUGUCUGGACCUGGCUCUGGAAGGUGAGCGGCUCUGCAAGGCUGGUGAGUAUCGUGUCGGCGUGUCCUUCUUUGAGUCUGCCAUCCAGGUUGGAACAGAGGACCUUCAAAUCCUUAGUGCCAUCUACAGCCAGCUGGGCAAUGCCUACUUUCACCUGCAAGAGUACAACAAAGCCCUAGAGUACCAUCGGCAUGAUCUCACACUUACUAGAACUAUUGGAGAUGAACUUGGUGAGGCAAAGGCCAGUGGCAACCUUGGGAACACAUUAAAGCUUUUAGGGCGGUAUGAUGAAGCAGUGGUUUGUUGCCAAAGACAUUUGGAAAUCACCAGAGCCAUGUAUGACAAGGUUGGGCAGGCUCGAGCGCUGUAUAAUUUCGGGAACGUUUACCAUGCCAAGGGCAAAAGCAUCUGCUGGACUGGAGCCGAGCCAGGAGAGUUCCCAGAGGAGGCCCGGAUAGCCCUGAGGAAAGCUGCACAGUACUAUGAAGCAAACCUGUGCCUGGUGAAGGAGUUAGGUGAUCGGGCAGCCCAGGGUCGCACCCAUGGUAACCUUGGCAACACUUACUAUCUGCUGGGUGACUUUGACGCUGCAGCAGCUGCACACGAAAAGCGGCUGCUCAUCGCUAAAGAGUUUGGGGAUAAGUCUGCUGAGAGGAGGGCCCACUGUAACCUUGGCAAUGCUCACAUUUUCCUCAGCCAGUUUGAAGUGGCGGCUGGUCAUUACAAGAGAACUCUGCAGCUGGCCAGGCUUUUGAAGGACAAAGCAGUGGAGGCCCAGGCCUGUUACAGUCUAGGCAACACCUACACACUACUGCAGGACUAUGACAGAGCCAUUGAUUACCAUCUCAAACAUCUGGUCAUUGCUCAGGACCUCAAUGACAGGGUGGGUGAAGGACGAGCAUACUGGAGUCUAGGAAAUGCUCACACUGCCCUGGGGAAUCAUCAGCAAGCAAUGUACUUUGCUGAGAAACAUCUGGAAAUUGCCAAAGAGACGGGAGACAAAAGCGGUGAGAUGACAGCCACGAUGAACUUGUCAGACCUACGGCUGGUCGUAGGCCUGAAGUCCAACUCCAACAUCCACCCCAACAUCUUCCGCAACACCAACACUAACAGCUCUGCUCUCCCAGCAGGCUACCAGGGUUACCCCAGCCUCCAAGGGGUCAAGUCUCAACCAAGGAUAAGAGACAGUGCAGAGACUGGACUGAUUCCAAGUCCUGACAAAACUCAAACUGGGGAUUCAUCGGCUCAUCCAGACUGGGGAGAGGAUGUAUUCCCCGGGUCGUCAAAAAACAACACGAUCAAGGCUUCUACUAAGCUCUUCCUCUUCCAACGGCUGAAAAGCAAGAAGCAGAAGAACAAGCAUGAGCCUUCAGCUCCUGAGCAGGAGGCACCAUUGUCUCCUAAGCCAGGAUCACGGGACACCAUUGGAGAGGAUGGCUUUUUCGACCUCCUCUCUCGUUUCCAGGGCAACAGGAUGGACGACCAAAGGUGCUCCCUACUGUAUGACCAGAGCCAUCUCACGGUUCAUUCCUCUCCCUCCUCCACCCCACCUGUAGCUGAAAGUAAAUCUAUUUUGGAGUGCGAAACACCGUUUCAGGAUCCUGGUCAUUUCCUGGAGCUGCUGGCCAGCUCCCAGGCCCGUCGUCUGGACGACCAACGAGUCAGCCUGAGCCAUUUUCCUGGCUUACGUCUCAACACCUCCAACCCGCCUCGUACACCCUCCACCUCCAGCACAGAUCAAGUCCCCCCACAAGCCCCGAUCUCCAGUACAGAUACCUCUCACACACCCUCCCUCUACAGUCGCCUCGAGGCAAGCGCUGAGCAGCCCGACGGGGACGAUGUUUUCUUUGAUAUUCUAGUAAAGUGCCAGGGCUCCCGACUGAACGACCAGAGGUGUGCUGCUCCACCUUCUAAAACCAAAGGACCAACUGUUCCGGAUGAGGAUUUCUUCAGUCUCAUCAUGCGUUCCCAAUCCAACAGGAUGGAGGAGCAGCGAGUCCUGCCGCCCCCUGGCGUCACCCAAUCCAAACCAGACUGACUCCAUUACCCCUCCCACACCAAAGGAUCAACCAGGGUUGACUUUGUGCUUGAAAGGAUUAGCCUGCGUUGACCGACUCGGCUUCGCGACCCAGGUCAAGACGUGGGUCGGACACGGGUCGAUUUCAAUGUGAAUUGCACAAGACCAGGGUCACUAACAAAGGGGUGGGACAAAUGAUGUAAUUGGUUGAAAACGGGAGGCACAGUCGUCAAGGUCGCUGCACACUUGGCGAAUAAUUUUUAUUUUUUUUGUCUCACUUGAACUGAGAGCAUCUGUCUCCACAAAAUCAUCUGUAGAGUGUUUGAUGGUUAUUUAUUUGUGCUUUAGAACGUAAUCGCUGUGGAACAACCUCCUAUUCACGGGUCCAUUCCGCUCUCUAGUCGACCGAGCUGCAGUUCAACCUGCAGGCUCCACUCACUUUCAUUCCUGCCUUUUUGUAUUGUCCUGACAACGUUCCUGCAAGACUACAAGGGACACUAUUGGGAAACAUCUCAAACAGUACUGGUCAUUGUGACUGUAAAAUGGGAAAUUUUAGGUUUUUUAAGACUUGUUUUUAGAUAGCCAACAGUGUCUCUGGGUUGCCACCUUGUUUUUGGCGCCCCCUGCUGCCUGUUUUAAUCAGAGCGCUCUGCACCAGUGACGUCUGCCUACUCUGGAGGCUUGCAUCAAGCCACUCACACAAACUGUGGAUUGUGGUUUUUCAAGUAGUUUGUACUGUAUCCAAGGACAUAAGCCAAACCAAAGGGAUUUCUGCUUUAUAAUGAUGGACAAAGAGACACGUGAACCUAUCUCAAGCAAUUAAGCAAACUGGAACAUUGCACGGCUUGUUCUGCCUAUUUCUGAUAUUUCAGCAAGUCUUUAAGAGUGGAACAUCUCUGUUUGAAUUGAUCUCAGACCUCUCCAACAAUAACUCAAAUGACAAAUCCUCUCUGGGGAAAUAAAGGUCUACUGCUACUACUGCAGUGGUGGCUAGUGGAGCCAAUUAUAGCAUCUGUUCCCCGAUAUUGCUUUCGAAAGACUUAAAGUAUGUCAGUUUUAUAUUGUUAAGGGUUGUAUAGAGUUGUUAUUGCCAUGAAUUGAAAUGGCCAUUUUCUUUGUAACACGAUUUUACAGGGGAUUAACUGUAGUGUGAGGGGAAAAAAAAAAAAAGUUGUUAGAUUUUGUAUUGAACCUUCUGACAAUGGAGAAAUAAAAUCUCACGAUUUUACAUUA